AUGUCUGCCUUCCCUGACUAUUACGCCAUUCUCAACGUCCCCACAAGUGCAUCUACGGAUGAGAUUCGACAGGCGUAUAGGAGAGAAUCGCUCAGGACACAUCCCGACCGCAUAGUGAACGCAAGCGAGGAAGAGAAGAGAAAGGCAACAGAAGCUUUUCAAUCCGUCGCAGACGCAUACUACGUUCUGUCCGAUACCACGCGGCGCAAGGAAUAUGAUAACCUCUACUCAACUCGGUCAGACAGGAGCGAGAAGCCAAGCGCCUCGGCUAACUUCUUCUCUACAUUCGCGAAUAUGUUUGCCGGCACGGCUGGUGCUGCACCUGCAGGCGAGGGAGCGCGACCUGAUGCCGAGGGUGUCUUUGGCGACGUCUUCGAGGACUUGCUACGUCCGGAGGUAGAACGCCACGCUCCCUGGUGGGCGUGGUUCGGCGCUGCGUGUGGCGCGGGAUUGGGUUUCAUUGUCGCGAAUGUCCCGGGUACACUGGUCGGAGCGUACGCUGGCAACAAGCUCGGCGCAAUCCGCGACGCCAAAGGCAAGAGUGUUGCCGCAGUAUUUGGCCAGCUCGGUUCGGCACAGAAGGCCGAGAUUCUACGUGCACUGGCUAUGAAGGUCCUUGGCCAGGCUGCUGGCGGCGCCUCCUUCUGA
Molecule: messenger RNA, 648 nt
Organism: Peniophora sp. CBMAI 1063
Lineage: Eukaryota; Fungi; Basidiomycota; Agaricomycetes; Russulales; Peniophoraceae
Source: the annotation of a GenBank genome assembly